Messenger RNA from Endocarpon pusillum Z07020, 2838 nucleotides. RefSeq lists its product as uncharacterized. The transcript has a single exon. The record is from RefSeq and is a predicted model, not a curated record. Lineage: Eukaryota; Fungi; Ascomycota; Eurotiomycetes; Verrucariales; Verrucariaceae. Bases 1 to 2838 code for a protein of 945 amino acids.
AUGCCAGAUUACGGUGUAGAAUCCAGCGGCCGGAUCGCUCCAGCAAUAGGCAUGCCCGGUAUAAAUAUCGGGGAUCCUACUUGGACCAUCGAGAUUCAUGAUCGUCCCUUUCUGAAAGCGCACAAGCAGUUACCCCGAAGACGUGAUCAAAAUCUUCACUCGGUUGACUUGCGCUCGCAUUACAAGAAAACACAAGUCCAGCUUCCAAACAGACAUCGACAUGAUCCACCCAAUCUGUUAUCUACAACGCCUCCAGAUCCUCCAGAAACCGUUUUCUUCAAGCCGUCAUCGUCGCCUGUUCCCGUGCGAGAUCCUAGUGAGCAUAGUAGAGAUGAUUUAUCCAAUGCCGAAACAACUAUUCUUCGAUCAAGAGUAGCGACUCCGACAUACCAGAAUAGCCCUCCAACGCCUGAUAUAACGCCACCGCGUGCUCGCAAUCUGUUGCGGCCCCACCCGGUCCUGGCCAAUGUGCCCUCAAUUUCCUCACGAGCAGAAUCGUUCAAAACAGCCAAGGAGGAGCUUUCUUCCGAUGAAGAGAUUGACGCUGAAUCGCCGUCGCGGAGACCAUCUCGUCAAAGAUGGCUUCAGAGUAACCAGGCACCUCGUUUGGAGGACUGGGGAGUUCGGCCAAAUGCUCCAACUCAGACACAUGAAAGCCAAUCUACACCCACAAAGGUUAUCAAGCGAAAACCCGUCCCAAAAGAAGCUUUUUUUACAUUUGAUGGAUCAUGGAAGGAAAUGGGGGACACGAAGGUCAAUGAUUCGGCAACCUCAGUCGAGCCAGCAUCUAGCACAGAUAGCAUGAUCGACAAAACACAUAAAGGCGAUUCUAUACACUCCGUCAUCUCGCCCCCUUCACCCUUGCCAACUCCACCGCGUUCGGCUGAGACUGAAGAGAAAGCGAAAACCCCUGAGCCGCCACUGCAAAGAGACAAAAGCUUAAGAGACCGACUUAAGGAGUCCAGGAUGGUCAGUCCUAGUGACUCGACAGAGGACUUUGCUCGGGACAUUGGCUGGUCACAUGUGUACAGGUCGCCUGAACUUCAAUCACGUAUCAACUCAUGGCGCUUGUCCGGUAUCUCCACGACAUCCACGGUUGAAGCCAUUGUAGUUGAUGCAGAGACGAUGCCACAACGUCAGCACCGACUUCGCCAUAGCCGUAAAAACCCAUCCCUCCGUUCUACGAGCUCACCGUUUCCUGCCUCUAACCGUAGCUCUCUGUUAUCCAACCCAGAGUCACCACACCGCCUAAUCCACAGAAAGGGCAAAAUCACCAACCAAACUCGAUGGAGCAUAGGAUCAGAAGCAUCAAAAAUGAUGCAUGGCUCGCCAGCCAUGACCGAUGCUUUAAAGCCAGAGAUCAUCCAGGUUGCAGUCAUACCUGAAAGAAAGUCGUCUCUUCAAUCGUCCGAGGACAGCAAUCGUAGGCAUUCUGCUUCCCCUUCCGCCAACCCCGUGGUGCAUCAUCCAUCAACUGCGCCAGAUCAUACGAACGCCGAACCACAUGUGCCUUUGAGGAAAAAGAGACCGAUGUCGGCAUCCUUGCCCAUAGGCGGGAGCUUUGGAAGCCGGGGAAGACAGCAGGAUUUCGCUGCUGCUGCCGUACCUCUGCGAGGGACUUCCUUGUCAGCCCCUACGAGCAGGAGCCACUCUCGUGCCAAUUCACCCACUUCAGAGCAUUUUCGACUGCGUCGGCUAGCUGCCGAAGAAGAUCUACAUCGGACACUGGAACGCAUGGAGUCGGAAAGAUCUGUUCCUCAAUACAGUGCUUCCCAUUCUGAGAAGGGGCCAAGCAACAGGGCAGGAGAGCCUGAUAAAGAACAGUGGGACGCUCUAAGAUCACCAUCUCUAUAUACCGCAUUUUCGCCGCCUUCCAUGGAGUCGUCUUCUCCAGGACCAGUCGAAAUGGGUGAGGCACGAGCGGUAAAUCUUUUCGCUCACAACAAUCAUUCCUUGCAAAUUGUCGACCAGUACCCGCAGCCAGAAUCCCGAACAUUUCUGUUCUUGCAGAAAGCUAGUGAAGAUAGACAACUGCCGACAGUGGAGCCCUCGACACCCACGCAAGCACCUUUGCCACAAUUGUUGGUCGAUUCGCCACUGCGUAAUCCUCGAGACCCUCCGCAGCCGCCCGCACUGAAGGUGAUCCCACCCACACCCCUAGACUUGACUCCGGGUGAGUAUGACGACCGACAACUUGGCCUGCCAUCAUCCAGAGCCCCCAAAAGGGCAGGGUCGCUCAGCCGUCGUUUCGGCUCCCUCACAAGACCCGUUUUGGGCAGUAGGCGUCAUUCAGGGUCGUUCGUCAAAUCUCUUAGCAGGACAUUGAGUUUGAGGGGUGCGCGCAACACGAAGGCCGAUCAACCCAUGGACGCCAAUCUGCACCCAUUCUGGAGGCCGCGAGGAUUCUGGGACGAUGUUACAGACUCCAACAGCGAUGACGAUGACUACGAACGAGACGUGAUUGUCAGCAACUCGCUCGGUGUUCCUCAGCAAAGAACCAUCAUUGAUGGGCCGAUAUCCCUUGUCAGGCAUCUGUCAGACAGAUCUAGAAGACAGCGUCAAACUGGGGCCGUCACCAAAAGAUCCAGCCAUGGCAGUCUGUCGAGAACACGAAUCGGCAAAAGAGUGUACAAGAUUCCCGGUUUGGGUCGCUAUUUUCCUCUUAGGACGCUAGGCGACAUGCACGGUCGACUACAGCUAUCGAAACGACAGAAAGAGGACGAAAAGAGAGAGAGGACCAGGCAGGCGCUGAGGGAGAAGAUUGGCCCUCAGAUUGUCUCGACGGGAGAUUCACGCUACCCAGCGUGGAUGCCCCCAGUGCAAGACACCACCAAUUGA